This is a messenger RNA of Aspergillus piperis CBS 112811, 781 nucleotides long. RefSeq names its product complex I NDUFA12 subunit family protein. The transcript is spliced from 7 exons. Gene Ontology annotation, cellular component: membrane. Bases 49 to 459 code for a protein of 136 amino acids. The record is from RefSeq and is a predicted model, not a curated record. Gene Ontology annotation, biological process: response to oxidative stress; mitochondrial respiratory chain complex I assembly. NCBI's taxonomy places the organism in Eukaryota, Fungi, Ascomycota, Eurotiomycetes, Eurotiales, Aspergillaceae.
GUUCUCAGUACUUGCCAUUGCUGCCCCUUUCGCUGCUCUGCACACAAGAUGUCGACCAUUCUUCGGACGCUGCGCAAUCUGAGACGGAUUGGCUUCAAGGAAUAUGGCCACCAAAUGCAGUACAUUGGUGAUACCAAGGCCGGUACCUUGAUCGGUGUUGACCGCUACGGCAACAAGUACUUCGAGAACAUGGAGGAGGAGCUUCCUCUCCGUACCCGCUGGGUCGACUACAAGGAGAAGGAAUACGACCCCUCGCAGCUUGAGCCUGGCUGGCACGCCUGGAUCUCUUACAUGGUGGAUGCGCCCCCCACUGCCGACAAGAUCAUGCAGACCGGUGUCCGCAGCUGGGAGCUGCCUGAGCACAGGCCCAACCUGACCCUCAGCCGUGCUGCUUUCAAGACCUACUCUACUACCCGCCCCAAGUACUCCGCCUGGACUCCCGUUGCGGCACCCCGGUAGAUUUCGGUAGAGCGUUGGCCUAGAAAUCAGACCAUGUUCGAAGAUGUGUAAAUAAAUAAAGAUGUCCUACUUUCCGUUUGAACUAUCGCGAUUGUCACAAUUAGUAUCCCCAUUGACCUGCCAGUUCUAUACAGUAGUCCGUAGUCUAAUUAUGCACAUGAGGAUAUCACCGAGGUAUCACAGCAACCAAAUGUCAAAUCAAAUGCCACAAAACAGCUCCCUUGACGAUGUAUAUACAAUAAUUCAGAGAACGUAUAUACCCGAACCGAUGUUGGACCAGUGACGAAUGGGGCGUCGGUCUUCGAGCUCGACACACCACCAC